Molecule: messenger RNA, 987 nt
Organism: Seminavis robusta
Lineage: Eukaryota; Bacillariophyta; Bacillariophyceae; Naviculales; Naviculaceae
Source: the annotation of a GenBank genome assembly
AUGGCGGCAACAUCAGCACAAGCAGCGCCCGCUCCGGUGGCACAAGCAACGGCCAUGCCCCCUGGUCCGAUUUAUGUAGAUACUCAGCACGAAGAUCUGGUCCAUGACGCCCAGUUGGAUUAUUACGGGUGCAAACUCGCAACGUGCUCUUCUGACCGUACGGUAAAGAUCUACAACGUGUCGGAGACUUCGUACGAAUUGUCGGCGACUCUCCAAGGGCACGAAGGGCCUGUAUGGGGAACCGCCUGGGCGCAUCCAAAAUUUGGUGUUAUUUUGGCAUCGUGCUCGUUCGAUGGCUCUGUGUUGAUCCACCGCGAAGUGAGCCCACGAGAGUGGACUGUCAUCCAUGCGGCACGCCAUCUUCACGAAAGUUCCGUGAAUGCCAUUGCCUUUGGUCCUCAUGAAAUUGGUCUCAUAGCGGCAGCUGCCAGUUCAGAUGGUCGCGUGAGUAUCUUGACGCUGCAACCCAACAAUACCUGGUCGGUCGAGUAUGUGCAGGACAAUUCUCUGGGUGUCAAUGCCGUCAGCUGGGCGCCUCACGGUGCCUACUCGGACACUGCCAAUCCCGACAACAUUAUGCCUCCUCGUCUCGUCACGGGAGGCUGUGACAACAGAAUUCGAUUCUGGACCCAAUCUGCCGAAACGGGACAAUGGGUGGAAGACGCCACGGCCAAAAUUGACAAGACCAUUUCCCACAGUGAUUGGGUCCGAGAUGUGGCGUGGGCGCCAUCCAUUUUCCCCAAUGUCAAUGUCAUUGCGUCUUGCUCGGAAGACCGAACAGUCCUCAUUUGGACUCAGAACGGUCCGGAUGCCGAAUGGAAACCAAUUUUGCUCCACAAGUUCGAUGCCCCUGUGUGGAGAGUCAGUUGGUCCGUCACGGGGCACAUGCUUGCCGUUUCGAGCGGUGAUAGCGAUGUGACGCUUUGGAAGGCUACAUUGGAUGGAAAUUGGACUCAGAUGAGCAGCGUGGAGGAACAGCAAGGAUAG